AUGGCGAACGGAAAGAUCCAAUGCUUUCUUGACAUUGCCUCAUACUUCAGCUACAUUGCCUUUGCGGACCUACUGCCCAAUUUGGAUCUAUUGGCUGCUCAUGGUGUCGAGGUUGAAUUUGUCCCGGUUUUGAUUGCUGGUAUCAACACCCAGUCGGGCAAUAAACCGCCAUGGACAUUGCAAGCCAAGGCCGAAUAUCUGCGCUACGAUUCGGACAGGGCAAAGGAAAGAGUUGGGAAGGCCGGGAUUGCAUUCCCCAAGGACUUUUUGUCCAUGGCCUUGACCGUACUUCCGCAGCGAGCCAUGCACUACAUCAAGCGCAACUACUCUACUAAGCAGUACUUGACUGCGAUGCACUACUUGUUCCACGCGUUCUGGACGCCCCCGCACAAGAACCUGACCAAGCAGGAUGUCUUGAGAGAGGUUCUGGCUAGCGUGCCGUCCGACUUCCCCGGCCAGGGUGCUCCACUGUUCUCAUCCCAGGAGGUUGACGACAUCAUCAAGGCCGCGGGGACGCAGGAGUAUAAGGAUGCCCUCACGAGCAGUACCGACGAGGCCGUUGCCAAGGGAGCCUUCGGGGCGCCUUGGAUAUUUGUGACGAAUGCCCGUGGUGCAGAAGAGCCCUUUUUCGGGAGUGAUCGCUUCAACCAUAUUUACAAGUUCUUGGACCUGCCAUUCCGUGACAUCGAGUUGCUCCCCCCGACCAAGGAAUCAAAGAUUUAG
Messenger RNA from Pyricularia oryzae 70-15, 723 nucleotides. RefSeq lists its product as uncharacterized. Bases 1 to 723 code for a protein of 240 amino acids. Gene Ontology annotation, biological process: glutathione metabolic process. Gene Ontology annotation, molecular function: glutathione transferase activity; glutathione peroxidase activity. Gene Ontology annotation, cellular component: mitochondrion; peroxisome. The record is from RefSeq and is a predicted model, not a curated record. Lineage: Eukaryota; Fungi; Ascomycota; Sordariomycetes; Magnaporthales; Pyriculariaceae. The transcript is spliced from 6 exons.